Molecule: messenger RNA, 2869 nt
Organism: Osmerus eperlanus (European smelt)
Lineage: Eukaryota; Metazoa; Chordata; Actinopteri; Osmeriformes; Osmeridae
Gene: alg8
Product: ALG8 alpha-1,3-glucosyltransferase
Exons: 13
Coding region: 68-1639 (523 amino acids)
Biological process (GO): protein N-linked glycosylation
Cellular component (GO): endoplasmic reticulum membrane
Molecular function (GO): dolichyl pyrophosphate Glc1Man9GlcNAc2 alpha-1,3-glucosyltransferase activity
Source: RefSeq, a predicted model, not a curated record
UCUCAAAUCGAACAACUCGGAACAAACAUUUUAUCAAUAAAGCUUUGCUUACAAAACAAGACACAUCAUGGCGGCCCCCAUGGAUGAAAGUGGGAGUUGGUUCCCUGCAUUGGCGCUUGGAGUUUCUUUCUUAAAAUGUCUUUUGAUAAACGCAUAUCAUUCCACGGACUUCGAGGUGCAUAGAAACUGGCUCGCCAUCACACAUAGUUUACCAGUGUCCAAGUGGUAUUAUGAGAAUACCUCAGAGUGGACCCUGGACUACCCGCCCCUCUUUGCCUGGUUUGAAUAUGGCCUGUCCCAUGUCGCCCAGCACUUUGACAAGGAGAUGCUGGUGGUGCAGAACCUGGCCUACGCCAGCUCUGCCACGGUCCUCUUCCAGAGACUCUCGGUCAUCGUAACCGACAUUGUCUUCAUCUACGCUGUCAGAGAGUGCUGCAGAACGGUCCGUCAGAACAGGAGCUCCAGGGAUGUUCUGGGGCAGCCCAGCUUCAUCCUGGCAGCUCUGCUGCUCUGGAACUUCGGCCUCCUUGUUGUCGAUCAUAUUCAUUUCCAGUACAAUGGUUUCUUGUUUGGUGUUCUGCUACUGUCCAUCGCAAGACAUUUACAGGCCAGACAUCUGGAGGGAGCGCUGCUGUUUGCAGUCCUGUUGAACCUGAAACACAUCUACCUGUAUGUCGCUCCAGCGUACGGCAUCUUCCUGCUGAGGAGCUUCUGUUUCACCCAGGACAACACUGACGGCUCGCUGAGGUGGAGCAGCUUCAGCCCCGUGCGCCUGGUGGCUCUGGGCAGCAUGGUGGUCUCUGUCUUCGCUCUGUCGUUCGGUCCUUUCAUAGCCAUGGGCCAGCUCCCCCAGGUCCUGUCCAGACUCUUCCCCUUCAAGAGAGGUCUCUGCCACGCCUACUGGGCCCCCAACGUCUGGGCCCUCUACAACGGGCUGGACAAGGUUCUGUCAGUCCUGGGGGUGCGUCUCAAGCUGCUGGAUGUGAAGAAGCUUCCAGAAGCCUCGAUGACCGGCGGACUGGUGCAGGAGUUCCAGCACUCCGUCCUGCCUUCCAUCUCUCCCUCCAUCACCCUCAUCUGCACUCUGGCAUCCGUCCUGCCCGCGGUGGUGAGUAUCUGGCGUCGUCCGCGCGGCGCCCGUGGGUUCCUGCGCUGCCUGGUGGUCUGUGCCCUCAGCACCUUCAUGUUCGGCUGGCACGUCCACGAGAAGGCCAUCCUCAUCGCCAUCUUGCCCCUCAGCAUACUAGCGGUCGAGAGCAGAGAGGAUGCUAGGAUCUUCCUGAUGCUGGCCACCACCGGACACUAUUCUCUGUUCCCACUUCUCUUCACACCUGCAGAGCUGCCCGUCAAACUGCUGCUCAUGCUGCUGUUCACCCUCUACAGCUUCUCCUCCCUGAGGACGCUCUUCAGUGGCCAGGGCCCCCUUCUGCACCUUCUGGAAGCUUCCUACCUCCUGGGCCUUUCUGCCGUGGAGAUCAUCUGUGAGAUUCUCUACCCUCUGUCGCCGUGGCAGCAGACCCUGCCCUUUGUGCCCCUGCUGGUGACGUCGGUGUACUGCUCCGUGGGCGUGGCCUACUCCUUCCUCCUCCUCUACCUGUCCCUGCUGCGGCGGCCGUCAGACAAACACAAACGCCUGUGAGAGCUCGUCUCCUCCCUCCCAGCAAACCCUGACCUCUUAGCUCACGCUCUGGAGGGCUCCACGGCAACGACGUGUCGCUUCAACCGAUCCAGAACAGCGCUUAACGACCGGUCUUUGGGGAAGAUGUUUGUGUGGGAACAGGUGUGCCCCGGCAGGUGUGCCCCGGCAGGUGUUGGACGACCCGAAACGCCCCCCCCUGUGAAGUGCUGAGUGUGUGUACAGGUAGCGUGUCUUUUUCCAAAUGCAACUAGUCCACUGGUGAGGGGAUUUGUGGUGGUCUUUUUUGAGCGGUAACUGCACAGGUAUUAUCAUUACCAUUAUGGUAGUUGGUUUAAAGUUCAGGUAAUCCAGGUGGGUUAGGGAUUAGAUCUGUACAGACCUGGCUCAGAGCUGCAGCAGGGAGCAAGCAGAUAUGAAUCCACUCAGCAGGAGCAGAGUUGGGGUAGUUAUAGUAAUAUCAUCACUGGAAUAGCUGAAGGAGAGCCCGGGAAGGGGUAGGAUAAAUAUAUAAGAAUUCUCUCCAACGAUGGACCAAAAGUAUAAACUUUUUAGGGACGGUAUGUGAAAUCAUCUUUAAACUUAAAACUCUGUUUUGUACCUUUUUGAAGUAAAACAUUUGUGUUGUGAACACGUUAUUUCUAGUAGUGUUGUUGUCGGUUAGUCGUAAUUUAUGGGUUCUAGGUAAAUUGGUGUGAAUUAAAAUUAAGUUUAAUUGAGUUAGCUGGAGGUGACUAUCAUGCCCUCAGAGUUCCAUCUCUAAUGUCCUGAGUGUCCGUGACUCAGAUCUUCAACUGUCAGCUCCAUGUUUCAUUUAUAUUAUAAACAAAUAAGUAUUUAAGAUAUCAAAUAAUCAGUGUCUUUUUAAAAGGUUUAUUGAUAAGGCAACACCAAUUGAUUAAUAUAAAUCAAUCAAACUUAUAAUCAGUAAGUAAUGUUAAAUGAUUGCUUACUGAGUUCUCCUAUUGCACACAAGUCACAGCCUGAGACCCUUUCAUGAAUAUGCACAGUCCACUCAGUACAACGUCGGAAUUCACAUCUUUAUAAAACACAAGCAUCAUUAUGUACAACACGCUGACGUUCUCUCCUCUGCUGUGUGCAUUCCCUUCCAUUCUCUGAAUACAAAAAUAGAUAAAAAGACAAAAACAGAAGACAAAAAAACAACUGUCUGUAGUUCAGAGAAGUCCUCACAGAGAACUGAUAACCAGCAGUCAGUCUUCCCUCAAAGCUUAC